Messenger RNA from Sphaeramia orbicularis (orbiculate cardinalfish), 4157 nucleotides. It is a transcript of the gene pkn1b, whose product is annotated as protein kinase N1b. The record is from RefSeq and is a predicted model, not a curated record. Bases 466 to 3288 code for a protein of 940 amino acids. Gene Ontology annotation, molecular function: small GTPase binding; protein serine/threonine kinase activity; ATP binding. The transcript is spliced from 22 exons. Gene Ontology annotation, biological process: signal transduction; protein phosphorylation. NCBI's taxonomy places the organism in Eukaryota, Metazoa, Chordata, Actinopteri, Kurtiformes, Apogonidae.
UGUCCUCCGCAUCCCUCCCCGGGCUCUGAGCCGUCCGCAGAGCGAGCAGGGUGCGUGUCCUCGUUGUCCCCACCAGAGCACAGCAGGCUGCGGCUGCUGUAAACCCCGGAGGGUCUGGGGUCUGUCUGAGGAUGAGAAGACAUCCUGCAGCAGGUCUGAGACCAGGACUGGACCCUCUGCACUGCGUGAUGCUCAUCAGAGUGGACGUGGAAGAAGAAGAGUUCCAUUCCUGCUGUGAGGAGGUGGAGGAGAUGGUGGUGCGUUCACCUGCUGUCCUCUCCUCACUAUGUUAAACAGACAUUCAUGUGGUUUUAGUGAAGCUUGGUGCACUGAACUGCGCUUCCACCUGGACUCUUGAGUGUUACCCACGAGUGGGCUACAGAUAUUUAACCUCUGGAGGAUUUCAACUUCACUGUCCUCGAUGGACUGACGGCUGCGGACACCCAGACACCGACCUGAGUCCACAUGAUGGCCAACAACAACGACUUACAGAGCGACCCAGGCGGGCUGUCUGUCCUCCAGCAGCUCGGUCUGGACCAGAACACCGAUUUCUCUGACUCCAGUGUGCAGCAGCGUCUGGAUGAGCACCGCGAGAGGAUCCGUAGGGAGAUCCGCAAGGAGCUGAAAAUCAAGGAGGGGGCAGAGAACCUGCGCAGAGCCACCACCGACAAGAGGAAUGCCCAGCAGGUAGACUCCCAGCUCCGCAGCUCCAAGCGCAAGCUGGAGUCGCUGCACGCCCAGCUGCAGGAGCUGGACGCCCACAUCGUGGUCAAGGGCCACGAUGAUAACAAAGAUACCCCAAAAUCUUCAGGGUCAGUCAACCGGACUUCAGCCAAUGAACAUCGCAUUGCAGCUUUGGAGCGGCAGCUAAAUAUUGAAUUGAAGGUCAAACAGGGAGCAGAAAACAUGAUUCCUAUCUAUGCCAAUGGAGCUACCAAGGACAAGAAGCUCCUCCAGACGGCUCAGCAGAUGUUGCAGGACAGCAAGACCAAGAUUGACAUCAUCCGCAUGCAGAUCCGAAAGGCCAUGCAGGCCACGGAGCAGUCCGAGGACAACCAAUGUAAACCGGACAUGUGUGGUGUGGAACUGCGAGUGGAGGAGCUGUGGCAUCACUACCGUGUGGAACACGCCAUGGCUGAAGGAGCCAAGAAUAUGCUGCGACUGCUGGGAGCUGGAAAGGUCCAGGACAAGAAGGCCAUGGCUGAGGCUCAGUGUGGUCUGAGCGAGUCAUCCCAGCGUCUGGAUCUGCUGCGCUGUUCACUGGAGCAGAGGCUGCUCGAGUUGCCUGAGGAUCACCCCAAAGCCUGCCUCAUUAAGGAGGAGCUGGUGCUGGCAUCCUCCUCUGCUUUCAGCUCCCGCCACAGCACCCCCUAUGUCCACAACCAGUACAGCACCCUCAGCAAACCCUCUCCACUCACAGGUACUCUUCAGGUGCGUCUUCUUGGUUGUGUGGGGCUGCUGGAGGUGGUCCCAGGCAGGAGCAGAGGGACCCCAGUGGUUCUUCCCUCCUACUCUAUGGGAGACGGGCGGUCCUCCUUCAAACUGAGUGGCCUUUACAGUCGUAGCACCAGCAGCAUGAGCCUUAAGAUGCCUGGCAAGAACGACGAGCUCUCCUCUGAGGUGAGCGCAGUGCUGAAGCUGGAGAACUCAGUUGUAGGUCAGACCGUUUGGAGAACAGUUGGAGAGCAGGCCUGGGAUCAGACCUUCACCGUGGAGCUAGAGAGAUCCAGGGAGAUGGAGAUCGCUGUGCACUGGAGAGAUUACCGUUCACUGUGUGCUCUCAAGUACCUGAAGCUGGAGGAGUUCCUGGACAACCAAAGACAUAGAGUCCAGCUGGAACUGGAACCACAGGGACUACUGCUGGCUGAGGUGACCUUCUUUAACCCGGUAAUAGAGCGAGGCCGCAGACUCCAAAGGCAGAAGAAAGUCUUUUCCAAACAGCACGGUAAAGCCUUCCUACGUGCUCGUCAGAUGAAUGUGGACAUUGCCACCUGGGUCCGCCUGCUGAGGAACGCUAUCCCCAGUGGAGGCAACACACCUGCCUACACACCCAGCUUUUCAAACAGCAGCCUCACACACAGCACAGGAGAGAUCUCUGUGGAGAAGCUGAAUCUGAAUGACAGCGACUCUCCUCCCAAAGCUGAGAUCAGGAGAGACGUGGUGGAUGCUCCGGCUCUGGAACAGAUGCCAGUGUAUGUACCCCCAUCCUCGCCGGAUGUCCCUGUUCGUGAGCAGCCAACAAGGUCGCUGUCCACCAACUCUUUACGCAGACCCAGCAGAGGCCCUCUCUCCCUGCAGGACUUCAAGCUGAUAGCAGUACUCGGAAGGGGACACUUUGGGAAGGUGCUGCUGUCAGAGUACAAAAGGACCAGCAGCCUUUACGCCAUCAAGGCCCUGAAGAAGGGAGACAUUGUUGCUCGGGAUGAAGUGGAAAGCCUGAUGUGUGAGAAGCGGAUCUUUGAGACCGUAAAUGGCUCCCACCACCCCUUCCUGGUCAACCUGUUUGCGUGUUUUCAGACUCCAGAACAUGUGUGUUUUGUCAUGGAGUACACAGCAGGAGGCGACCUCAUGAUGCAUAUACAUGCCGACGUCUUUUCUGAGCCACGUGCAGUGUUCUACUCAGCCUGUGUAGUGCUGGGUCUGCAGUUCCUUCAUGACCAUAAGAUUGUUUAUCGGGAUCUUAAAUUAGACAACCUGUUGCUUGACACAGAGGGUUUUGUGAAGAUAGCAGACUUUGGACUCUGUAAAGAAGGCAUGGGUUAUGGGGACAGGACCAGUACCUUCUGUGGGACCCCUGAGUUUCUGGCUCCAGAGGUACUAACAGACACAUCGUACACCAGAGCAGUCGAUUGGUGGGGCCUCGGGGUCCUCAUCUAUGAGAUGUUAGUCGGAGAGUCUCCAUUCCCUGGUGAUGACGAAGAGGAGGUUUUUGACAGCAUAGUGAAUGACGAAGUGCGCUACCCACGUUUCCUCUCCACAGAGGCCAUUGGCAUCAUGAGGCGGUUGUUAAGAAGAAAUCCUGAAAGACGUCUGGGUUCUGGGGAAAAGGACGCAGAAGAUGUCAAAAAACAACCCUUCUUUAGGGGUGUGGACUGGGAAGGCCUGCUUCAGAAGAAGGUCGCACCCCCGUUCGUGCCGACCAUUAAAGGAAAAGAAGAUGUCAGCAAUUUCGACUUGGAGUUCACAGCUGAAGCUCCAGCCCUCACUCCACCCCGAGAGCGCCGCACACUUUCUCGCAAAGAGCAGGACUACUUCAAGGAUUUUGACUACGUCUCAGACCUGUGCUAAGGCCUGGGUGUGGGAGACAGGGUUCAAACGGUUACUAGCUGCCCACUGCCAAGCCAUAGACUGUGAGAGGAGACAGAGAGGUGAAGUCUACCUCUCUGACCUGUAAAGAGAGAGGAACUUUAACGGAGGGGCCACACGUCCGGUUUGUUUCUCUCAGUAUGUCUGUAUAUAUUUGUGGACUGGCUGGGCCGACAUUGUGAGGGGAUCAGAGAAAUCCAAUUGCGUGUCGUGCACAUACACAGUGUCACAGAUAUGAUGACCUCUAUCUGGAGUGUCUUUUAGAGGAGGAGGAGGAAGUCGGGAUGGAUUGGACAUUAAUCCAGAUUAUGUAACGAAUGUCAGAUGACAUGUCGGACCCUGCUGUCCCACUGUUCUACCUAGCAACACAGUGAGGCAUGUUAGAGCCUAAAAAUCAGAGUCAAAGAGAAGAAACUGAUCAUUCUGACAGAAAAGCAGUGUCUUUUUUUUCUCUCUCUACUCUUGUCUCUUGUCCCUAUAUCUCUACUGUUUGUUGCUGCUAAGUGUGUGUUUCACUGUAUUCAGUGUCCCUGCCUCAGUCAUGAAUGUAGCCACAUCAUGCACCUCUUGUUCAUCAACACUUGGUGGAGCCAGAGGAAAGAAGAAAAGAGAAAUGCAGGAGAGUCUGGUGCUGUUUGUCUGCGCUCAACCAUCUCCAUCACCUUCUUUCACCAUUGUCUUUUGGUACAACACAGAUUUUUAACUACAGUCAUUUUUCAAUAAGCAAAAGCUUUUACAAAUUUUGUUCCUUUUAUGAUUCAUAUAUAUUUUUAUCCCACCUGUUGUUUUCACCUCUGUCUCUGCUGGCGAAAUGUGUUCCAACUGUGACUCAGUAAAAAUCUAAACCCACA